This is a messenger RNA of Echinops telfairi (small Madagascar hedgehog), 3704 nucleotides long. Its product is annotated as protocadherin alpha-C2. The transcript is spliced from 5 exons. Gene Ontology annotation, biological process: homophilic cell-cell adhesion. Gene Ontology annotation, cellular component: plasma membrane. The record is from RefSeq and is a predicted model, not a curated record. Gene Ontology annotation, molecular function: calcium ion binding. Bases 1 to 3003 code for a protein of 1000 amino acids. NCBI's taxonomy places the organism in Eukaryota, Metazoa, Chordata, Mammalia, Afrosoricida, Tenrecidae.
AUGGUGAGCUGGAACCUACUUGGUGACAAUGAGGUGUUAACCAUAAGCUUACUAAUUCCAUCUCACCGACUGCUCCACAGAGGAGAGGAGCAGUCUGCUUCGCUCGCGGCCUCCCAGCUGCGCUACUCGGUACCCGAGGAGCAGGCUCCGGGUGCCCUGGUGGGCAACGUGGCGAACGCCCUGGGGCUGGAGCUGCGGCGCCUGGGGCCCGGCUGCCUGCGCAUCAGCCAUCUGGGCGCGCCCAGCCCACGGUACCUGGAGCUGGACCUGACCAGCGGGGCGCUCUUCGUCAACGAGCGCAUGGACCGGGAGGUCCUGUGUGAGCAGCGGCCUCGCUGCCUGCUCAGCCUGGAAGUGUUGGCGCACAGCCCCGUGGCGGUGAAAUCCGUGGAGGUGGAGGUAUUGGACAUCAACGACAACUCGCCGCGCUUCCCACGGCCUGACUACCAGCUGCAGGUAAGCGAGUCCGUGGCUCCCGGAGCGCGCUUUCACAUAGAGAGCGCGCAGGACCCGGACGUGGGCGUCAACUCCGUGCAGACGUACGAGCUCAGCCCCAGCGAGCACUUCGAGUUGGACCUUAAGCCCCUGCAGGAGAACAGCAAGGUCCUGGAGCUGGUGCUGCGCAAGGGACUAGAUCGCGAGCAGACGGCCUUGCACCACCUGGUUCUCACAGCAGUGGACGGGGGCAGUCCAGCCCGCUCGGGCACGGCGCAGAUCUCUGUGAGGGUCCUGGACACGAACGACAACUCUCCCGCUUUUGACCAGUCCACUUACCGGGUCCAGCUGCGGGAGGACGCACCCCCGGGUACCCUGGUGGUGAAGCUGAAUGCCUCAGAUCCGGAUGAGGGCUCCAAUGGCCAGCUCAGGUACUCUUUGAGUGGCUACACAUCGGACCGGGAGAGGCAGCUCUUCAGCAUCGACGCCAGCACCGGGGAAGUGCGUGUGAGUGGAGCUUUGGAUUAUGAGGAGGCCUCGUCCUACCAGAUCUAUGUGCAGGCUACUGACCGGGGUCCAGUGCCCAUGGCAGGCCACUGCAAGGUACUGGUGGACAUCAUGGACGUGAAUGACAAUGCACCAGAGGUGAUGCUCAGGGACCUGUAUAGUCCAGUGCCUGAGGAUGCUGCUCCCAACACUGUUGUGGCCUUUCUCAGCAUCAACGAUCAAGACUCGGGCCCUAACAAGAAAGUCAGCUUGAGCUUGGAGGCCACCCUGCCUUUCCGACUGAAUGGCUUUGGGAGUUCCUACACACUGGUUGUGAGUGGCCCAUUGGACCGAGAACGGGUGCCUGCCUACAACAUCACAGUGACAGCCACCGAUGGGGGCAUACCACAACUCACAUCCCAACGGACACUGCAUGUUGAGAUCUCUGACAUCAAUGACAAUCCACCAAGCUUCCUGAAGGACUCCUACUCGGUCUAUGUCCAGGAGAACAACUUGCCAGGGGUGUUGCUCUGCACGGUGCAAGCUGAAGACCCAGAUGAAAAAAAGAACGCGGAGGUGACCUAUUCCCUUUUGGAGAGGGAGAUUCAAGGGCUGCCAGUCACCUCCUAUGUCUCCAUUAACAGUGCCAGUGGCAGCCUUUAUGCUGUCAACUCCUUUGACUAUGAGAAGUUCCGGGAGUUCUAUGUGACUGUGGAGGCCCAGGACAAGGGGAGCCCACCACUGAGUAGCACUAUGACUGUCAAUGUUUAUGUGGUGGACAUGAAUGACCACGCCCCUAACAUUCUGUACCCUACCUCAACCAAUUCAUCAGCAGCCAUUGAGAUGGUGCCUCGGACUGCCCCUGCUGGCUAUCUGGUCACCAAAGUCAUAGCCAUGGACUCAGAUUCUGGGCAAAAUGCUUGGCUCUUUUACCAUCUGGCCCAGACAUCUGACUUGGACCUCUUUAAAGUAGAACAGCACACAGGAGAAAUAAGGACUACCAGGAAGAUAGGAGAUGAGAGUGGUGCCGCUUACAACCUGACUGUGGUGGUACGAGACAAUGGAGAGCCAUCCCUGUCAGCGUCUGUGGCCAUUACGGUAGCUGUGGUGGACAGGGUUGCCAGGAUCCUCCCUGACACCCAGAGACACGUUAAGAGCCCUCGGACAUACUCUGAACUUACACUUUAUCUUAUAAUUGCAUUAAGCACAGUGUCUUUUAUAUUUCUUUUGACAAUCAUUGCUUUGAGCAUCAUCAAGUGCUACCGCUACACUGCAUAUGGCACUGCAUGUUGUGGAGGCUUCUGUGGAGUGAGGGAGCGGUGUCCCACAGAGCUGUACAAACAGGCCAACAACAAUAUCGAUGCCAGGAUACCACAAGGCCUCAAAGUGCAACCACACUUCAUUGAAGUGCGAGGGAAUGGCUCCCUCACCAAGACCUACUGCUACAAGGCCUGUCUGACAGCAGGCUCAGGGAGUGACACUUUCAUGUUUUACAACACAGGGGCCCAGACAGGACCAGGGUCUGGGACAGCAGUGACUGACAGCAGGCACCUCACAGGCCAGAGUGGGCAGAGUGCCGGGAACCUGAUCAUUCUCAAAAAUGAGGCUGCUUCACAGAAUGAGCCCCGACAGCCCAACCCUGACUGGCGUUAUUCUGCCUCCCUGAGAGCAGGAAUGCACAGCUCUGUACAUCUGGAGGAGGCUGGCAUUCUACGGGCUGGUCCAGGAGGGUCUGAUCAACAGUGGCCAACAGUAUCCAGUGCAACACCAGAACCAGAGGCAGGAGAGGUGUCCCCUCCAGUGGGGGCUGGUGUCAACAGCAACAGCUGGACCUUUAAAUACGGACCUGGCAACCCCAAGCAAUCUGGCCCCGGUGAGUUGCCAGACAAAUUCAUUAUCCCAGGAUCUCCUGCAAUCAUCUCCAUCCGGCAGGAGCCUGCUAACAGCCAAAUUGACAAAAGUGACUUCAUCACCUUCGGCAAAAAGGAAGAGACCAAGAAAAAGAAGAAAAAGAAGAAGGGCAACAAGACCCAGGAGAAGAAGGAGAAAGGGAACAGCACGACUGACAACAGUGACCAGUGAGGUCACCUGACGGAACCAAGCCACGUAGCCAGUUUUUGUAAUAGCGGCAAAACUCUCCCAUGUAGCAAUUCCCUAUUCCUCUCUCCUGUCCACACGAGCCCUCUCUUGUAGACCUCAGAAACCUGCCGAACGUUCCCUCUGUCUGUCUAGAUCGCAUUGAACAGAUUUUGUCUUGAAAGCUUUACUAAGUCUGGUGUUAACUCUUUUCUCUCCACUCUGGCUUGUUUGCAGAACCUAAAAAGCUGACCCAAGUUUCCUUUCUCCUCCGCCGCAAAGGAGAGCCUUCCCAGCCCGGCCAGUGAGAGGUUGGACUCUCUGCCCUGUGCUCCUGGGAUCCUGUCUUGAUGACACUUGCAGGGCAGGCUGAAAAGUUUGAGAUUGAGCAGCUUGGGUGUUGUGGCCACUGGGUAUGUGUGGCCACUGGGAUGAUGAGCGCCAGGUAUGGAUCAGGUGGCACAGGCCAGAUUUAACUAGUUGGUGCCAGAAGGGCUGGGGAACAAAGGCAAAGAAGCAGUGGGAGCUACAGUUUCAAGGGGAAUUGUGAAAUUAAAGGGGACCAGACUUUUUAAACCUUAAAAUUUAAAAGGUGGUGGCUCCCCUCUAACAGACAAAGCUGCUCCAACUGAGAAGACUUUAGGAGUGCUUAGAGUUUGGGCCUGGUGUCAUCUUAAACCCUGCAUUAUGGCUGCAUUAUGGCCGGG